UGUUAGCAUUGUGUUGUUUGGCCAGUACAAGUGAGAGACCCUCAGGCUAGUCUCCCACACACCCACCCACCCAACCUUCCUCCAACACUAACGCCAGCUCUCGUGGCGCCCUGUGAGGUUGGUCAUCCUUGCCACUAGGGGGCAGCAAUGACAGUGACCUACUCACGCAGGGUGGCGGAUGCUGGUCUGGGGACCUUCUCCCACCUGCUCCUGCGCUGGAGGGGCAGCAUUUACAAGCUGCUCUACAGAGAGCUCAUCAUCUUCACCAUCCUCUACUUUGGCUUCAGCGUCCUGUACAGGUUCCUCUUGGAUGAAGGGCAGAGAAGGCUCUUUGAGAAACUGGCCAUCUACUGUGACAAGUAUGCCAAUCUGAUCCCUUUGUCCUUCGUACUAGGUUUCUAUGUGACACUGGUGGUGUCUCGCUGGUGGGGGCAGUUUGAGAGUGUUCCCUGGCCGGACCGUCUGGGAGCGUUGGUGGGUGGUCAUGUGAGGGGCGCUGACGAAUCAGCUCGCCUCGUACGCCGCACCCUGAUGCGCUACGCCAACCUAUCAGGAGUGCUCAUCUACCGAUCAGUCAGCACCGCCGUCUACAAAAGAUUCCCCACUAUGGACCACCUGGUCCAGGCAGGUCUGAUGACUGCAGAGGAGCUGAGGCAGUUGGAGGACCUGCCGUCUCCACACAACAAAUUCUGGGUUCCCUGUAUGUGGUUUGUCAACCUGACCAUGAGGGCCAGGGCAGAGGGGCGCAUCAACAACGAUGUGGCCCUCACUGCCCUCCUCAAUGAACUGAACACACUGCGUUCCCAGUGCAUGAAGCUGUACAGCUACGACUGGAUCAGCCUGCCUCUAGUUUACACGCAGGUGGUCACCGUGGCUGUGUAUAGCUUCUUCCUGGCUUGUCUGAUUGGCCGGCAAUUUUUAGACCCUAGUCAGGACUACCCAGGCCAUGACCUGGACUUCUACCUGCCUGUGUUCACCUUGCUACAGUUCUUUUUCUAUGUUGGAUGGCUAAAGGUGGCAGAACAGCUGAUAAAUCCCUUUGGAGAGGAUGAUGAUGAUUUUGAGACCAACUGGCUGAUAGACCGUAAUUUACAGGUGUCCCUGCUGUCGGUGGACGAGAUGUACGACGGCGUGCCUCUGAUGGAGAGGGAUAAGUACUGGAACGAGUCGGAGCCACAGCCUCCCUACACAGCGGCCAGCGCUGAACACAAGAAGCCCUCAUUCAUGGGCUCAGCGCUGGACAUCAGUGUGCCAAAGGAGGAGAUGGAGUUCCAGUCUAACCUGGAACAGAUAAAGGAGCACGAGGAGGCCAACCACUCCACCCCUCUGCUGGGGAACCUGUCCCGCCUGUUGGGGGUCCAGUCCCCCAGCUUCCCCCGACCCACGCCCACCUCUCGGGUGUCCCUGCUACGGCGGCGCCCUCGCGCCCCCCUCAGCCGCUUCCCCCUCCACCUGCACGGCGAGGCGCCUGCUCUCGCGGGGGGGCACGGCCGCGCUCACGAGCGUGACAUGGACUACGCCUUCUCCUCCAUCCCCAUGUGCGAGCGGCCGGGGUUCUACAGCUGCCCGCAGACGCCCAUCCACUCCAUGCCCCCGCCCGUGCCGCGGCCGAGGCCCACGCGCCGGGCGCAGGGCGACUGGACCCACAGCUCGUCCUCCUCCCUCGCCCACCCCGCGGUGGGCUCCCAGCUCUUGCCGCCUGACACACCAGGUCACCUGCCGCCACCCCCGUCCUCCGCGUUCCCAUGGCUGGGGGACGACGGGUCCGACACCCCCUCUGGUCCGGCUUUCUCUUUCCCAGAUCCUGCCCCCGAGCUCUGCCCCCUCCCGAAGCCCAGGCUCGGGCAGGGCCUUCCCUCCAGACACCCUCUGCCCCCUCGCCUCUCCCUGGACACCCCCUCUUCUGCAGACAGUCAGCCAGGACCCCUAAGUGCUAGAGUUAUGGGAGGUGGAGGAGGAGAGCGAAUUUUCUCCUUCACUCCUCCCUCCAGGCCUCUCAUUCAGACCACCAACAGCUCAAACAGCAUCAACGGUGGCGGUGGUGGCAGCAUCUCCGGCGCUACCGGUUCCCCUGCAAACCUGUGCAACGGCGCUGUGCCUCACCCGAACUUCCCCAGCGGUGGCGGCAGCGCCCAACGAUUGGUCAGUAGCAGCAACGGAGCGCUCAGCAGCAGCAGCAACCUCAACCCCAUCAGUGCCACUCCCACCAGCAGCCAGCCUGCGUCCAAUCAGCAGAACUUCCCUAAUGAUUCCGGGAUCUCAUUGACUGAGGAUCUUCUGAGGGGUCUGGUCUCCAAGGCGGGGCAGGGACAGGGAGAGCCAAUGGGGUGAGGGAACAAGAGUGAAACAGGAAGUGUGGCAGAGACUAAGGGACCUCUGACUUCCUGAAAACUGACCAUUGUCCCACUCUCUCAUGCUCAUCUGGCCAGAUUAACAUGGGAGACUGCGUUUGAGCCAAGAUACACUGAACAACACCACUGAUCAAUGUUUCACAAUCACCAUAAAUGCAUCAGAGUAUUCAAAUCUACAAGUCCGACUUUAGUUUAGGUAGCCUUUGGUAAAAAUGACAUCAGUAAUGUGUAAGGUUCUAAAAAUAUACAAUGUAUAUAUUACAUAUGUACAUACUUUUUACUUUUUACAAACUUUAACUGUAAAUAUGUCUGUCGUGUGUCAUUAUGCAGGAACAUAACAUUCUAGAAACAGUAACAGAAUGUAGUUUACUCUUAAGUACUCUACAGUAAGCAUAGUUAUACUGUGACGAUAGUACCUAAGGCGGCAUUAAAUAAAAGUUGACCGAUCAAUCCACUCCAGUCUCAUGGAAACAGCAGAGUAUAUUCUGCAGACAGAGUAGCUGGGCUCCAGUCAAUGGACUUGACCACAGACUAACAAGACCUCUGACAAGAUCUACAACAUAUGGAUGUUUCCUCUGGCCUAUUUGUGUGUGU
Messenger RNA from Alosa alosa (allis shad), 2945 nucleotides. It is a transcript of the gene best1, whose product is annotated as bestrophin 1. The transcript has 9 exons. Gene Ontology annotation, molecular function: chloride channel activity. Bases 148 to 2331 code for a protein of 727 amino acids. NCBI's taxonomy places the organism in Eukaryota, Metazoa, Chordata, Actinopteri, Clupeiformes, Clupeidae. The record is from RefSeq and is a predicted model, not a curated record.